Cornus florida is the source of this 1720-nucleotide messenger RNA. RefSeq names its product fructose-bisphosphate aldolase 3, chloroplastic-like. Lineage: Eukaryota; Viridiplantae; Streptophyta; Magnoliopsida; Cornales; Cornaceae. The record is from RefSeq and is a predicted model, not a curated record. Gene Ontology annotation, cellular component: cytosol. Bases 154 to 1332 code for a protein of 392 amino acids. The transcript is spliced from 6 exons. Gene Ontology annotation, molecular function: fructose-bisphosphate aldolase activity. Gene Ontology annotation, biological process: glycolytic process; fructose 1,6-bisphosphate metabolic process.
CUUUUCAUUGCAGAGAAAACAAAAGACGUUUAACUUCGUCUCCGCUCAAAACUAUAAUUUCUAUAAACCGGUGACGACAUCGGAGAGAAAAAUACACACACAUUUUCGUGUGUAUAUAUAUAUAGAGCUCGUGAUUGAUCAGUUGUUGUAUCAAUGGCGUGCUCGAGUUUGGUAAAGUUGAACGCAUCGUCUUCACAGUGGAUUGGUCAACAAUCCUUUAGUCAACGGCCUGGAUCGUCCCCUAGGUUGGCCUCUCACCGCCUUUCCGUCGUCCGCGCCGGAUCUUACACCGACGAGCUCGUCCGAACCGCCAAAUCUAUUGCAUCUCCUGGUCGUGGUAUCCUUGCAAUUGAUGAAUCAAAUGCUACGUGUGGGAAGAGGUUAGCGUCUAUUGGCCUGGACAAUACAGAAGUCAACCGGCAAGCGUAUAGACAACUUUUGUUGACUACUCCUGGCCUUGGUGAAUAUAUUUCUGGUGCCAUUCUCUUCGAGGAGACUCUUUAUCAGUCGACAACAAAUGGGAAGAAGUUUGUGGAUUGCUUGAAUGAAGAAAAUAUUGUACCGGGCAUCAAAGUUGACAAGGGUUUGGUUCCCCUACCAGGAUCCAACAAUGAAUCUUGGUGCCAAGGAUUAGAUGGAUUGGCUUCUAGAUCAGCUGAAUACUAUAAGCAAGGUGCUCGUUUUGCAAAGUGGCGCACAGUUGUCAGCAUUCCUUGUGGUCCUUCUGCUUUGGCUGUGAAAGAAGCUGCAUGGGGACUCGCACGUUAUGCUGCUAUCUCUCAGGACAAUGGUCUUGUGCCUAUUGUGGAACCUGAGAUUCUUCUCGACGGAGACCACCCAAUUGAGAGGACACUUGAGGUGGCAGAGAGUGUGUGGGCAGAAGUCUUCUACUACUUGGCAGAGAACAAUGUUAAGUUUGAAGGGAUACUACUUAAGCCCAGCAUGGUAACACCAGGGGCUGAACAUAAGGUGAAAGCUUCUCCAGAGACUGUUGCCAAAUAUACACUCACCAUGCUGAAGAGGAGAGUACCUCCUGCAGUUCCAGGAAUCAUGUUCUUGUCUGGGGGACAAUCUGAAAUGGAAGCAACUCUAAAUCUGAAUGCAAUGAACCAGAGCCCCAACCCAUGGCAUGUUUCCUUCUCCUAUGCACGUGCCCUACAGAACUCUGUGCUUAAGACAUGGCAAGGACAUCCCGAGAAUGUAGAAGCUGCACAAAAGGCGCUUUUGAUGCGUGCAAAGGCAAAUUCCAUGGCUCAGCUUGGAAGGUACUCUGCUGAAGAAGAGAGCGAGGAAGCUAAGAAAGGAAUGUUCGUUAAGGGCUACACCUACUAAUCCCGAGUUUAAUGCAAAUUCCAUUUCUUGUACCGUUCUAUAUGUGUACUUUCUACGUAUGCAAUUUUUCCUUAUUUUUAGAAGUGGGUGCUGAAGAGACUUACUAGUUAGGCUUACAUUUUUCCUUCAUGCUCUUCGGCUCUCUCAAUAGGUGAGUGCUUCUGAAUAAUUCCUUUCUGAGAAGAGAAAUUCUCGAACUUAAACCCACGAAAAAAGACGGGGUUUGUGAAAGAGAGGGUGCAUGUACCAUCUUUAAUUUAUGUUCAUUAAAAGACCUGGAUCUUGAGACUGUUACCAGAGUUCAUUUUGGUACUGUGAACUGUGGAAAAGGCUUGAAAUGUUCUUAAUGAUUUUAUUUGUAAUUUAAUCUUCUUAUUAUUUUCUUUCA